AUGGUCGUUUGUAACACAACAGCUGAAGAGACGACAAUUGUCGAGGAUCCUCUGUUCGCCAAAGUCACCUUCCAUCAUGUCGGCCUGGUCAUAUCCGCCGUCUUUGCCCUCAUCUCGGUCGUUGUGGCCUUCUUCCUGAUCUUCAAGCAUGCAACACAUUACUCGAAGCCAUGGGAACAGAAACACAUCAUUCGCAUCCUCCUUAUGAUCCCCAUCUACUCGACAGUGUCCUUCCUCUCAUACCUCUACUACAAACAUUCAAUAUACUUUGAAGUCCUCCGCGACUGCUAUGAAGCCUUCGCCAUUGCCUCGUUCUUUACACUUCUGUGUAACUACAUUGCGCCGAACCUCCACGAGCAAAAGGAUUAUUUCCGUCAAGUAACGCCCAUAAACUGGUUCUGGGGAGUUUUCGGUCUGCAGAAAUGUACAGGCGGAAAAGAGAAGGGCAUCCUGCGCAUACCUAGAAGCGGCCUGACCUGGUUCAAUGUCAUUUGGUUUUCAGUCUUCCAAUAUGCGCUGGUUCGCGUGCUGUUCACUAUAGUCAGCGUAGUCACUGAGGCUAUGGACCGUUAUUGCGAAGCUUCGCUACACCCAGCAUUCGCGCAUAUCUGGGUUAUGGUCUUUGAGAGUGCUUCAGUCACUGUCGCCAUGUUUAUGCUGAUUCAGUUCUACUUGCAACUCAAGGACGAUCUCGCCGAACACCGACCUUUCUUGAAGGUCUUGUGUAUCAAGUUGGUCAUCUUCUUCAGUUUCUGGCAAUCGCUUGUCAUCUCGUUUCUCUCAUCCUCGAGUGGUCCUUUGCAAGCGACGAGUAAACUCUCGUAUCCAGAUAUCAAGGUUGGCAUCCCUUCGAUGCUUUUGUGUAUUGAAAUGGCUAUAUUCGCCGUGAUGCAUCUUUUUGCUUUUCCAUGGCGCGAGUACGACCUCUCAAAGACCCCCUACGCUGAUCCUGCAACGGCUCCUGGCUCUGGAUUCUCUGGCACUGCGCCAAAAUAUCAUGGCGGCUGGAUGGGUAUCAAGGCUUUCGGAGAUACCUUUAACCCAUGGGACCUCAUCAAAGCGACAGCUAGAGGCUUCAGAUGGCUCUUUGUGCGCCGUAGACACAGACACCAUGACGUCUCGUACACAACACCAAAGAUUGGUGUUACUGUCGACGAACCAGCAACCUCCAUACCUGGACCCAACGUCACCUCGCAUACUCUCCCGUCAGCGACGGAGCUCGAACAUCAGAGACGCGCUAGGGCAGAUACCGUCGAUGACACUGAUACAGCCGGUCUGUUGUCUAAUGCUGAGCGAGGCGGCCUGUCAGCGCGUCCCUACCCGUACUCUCCCUCACAUUCGCCGAUACGAAAUGCUUCGUUCGACAGCAGGUCAGGCCAUGGAGAAACCGAGGCACCGGGCGCUGAUAUGAGCCUCAUGGGGGCUUCUCGUGCGCAAGUGCCUCAGCCAAGUGCGUUCGGAGGCAGUGAUGAACCGCGGCCCGGUCUGAACAGAUGGGACAGCGAUACCGAAUACCACAGCACGACAGGACCUAGUAUGGGUCCAUACGCUGGAGUCGAUGGCCAUACCGAGUCCUCGGCAAACCAAUGGGACCACUGGGCUGGCGCGAACAGACAUCAAUAA
Molecule: messenger RNA, 1623 nt
Organism: Aureobasidium namibiae CBS 147.97
Lineage: Eukaryota; Fungi; Ascomycota; Dothideomycetes; Dothideales; Saccotheciaceae
Product: DUF300-domain-containing protein
Exons: 5
Coding region: 1-1623 (540 amino acids)
Biological process (GO): transport
Molecular function (GO): transporter activity
Source: RefSeq, a predicted model, not a curated record